UUGUCUAAAGUGCUUUCAUGUGAAUUAGGUACGCAUCAACUGCAGAGUUAAAUUUAGGACAAUACGCACCACGACCUACCCCAAAUCAUUACAAUGGAGACCUGUUAUCGCACACUUUGGAUGACAGUUGUUCUGGCAUUGAUUACGCGGAGAUCAGCCGCGGUAGGGCCGGUUAUCCGGUGUGAACCUUGUGAUGCUGGAGCCCGGCUCCUCUGCAAGCCGUUGCCCAAGGACUGCACCGAGAGAGUUCGCGAAACUGGCUGCGGGUGCUGCAUGACUUGCGCGCUGGCAUUUGGACAGCCGUGCGGGGUGUACACCGGGAGAUGUGGCUCCGGGAUGGCAUGCCAGCAGCAGCCCGGCGAGACGAAACCUCUCCAAGCUCUGCUGGAAGGACGAGGACAGUGUGCGAUUGCAACCAUUAAAAGAUCCACCGCCGCUUUACCUGCCGUCAAUGAGAUACAAGAGAAUGUGGGUGGUACUCAGGAGGAGGAGCAAAACACCACCGCCCCAGUGAUCCAAGCCCCCCAAGCCCUUUUCAGCACCAGCAGACCUCCUGUAGGCCCCCCCAGACUCCCCCACCACACCUCUCUCCUCCACCCUGUCAAGGCAGUGGUCAUCCACAGGGAGCAGCUGAAGAGGGCCCGGAGCUACAAAAUGGAGGAACUCCCUGGAGCUCACAGCACAGACCAACAGAACUUCUCCCUGGAAUCCAAGCAGGAGCCAGAGUAUGGUCCCUGUCUUAGAGAGAUGGAGAGUGUCCUCAAAGGACUGAAGAUCACAGACAUCCUCAACCCCAGAGGCUUCCACAUCCCAAACUGUGACAAUAAGGGCUUCUACAAAAAGAAACAGUGCCGUCCAUCCAAGGGCAGAAAGCGAGGGUUUUGCUGGUGUGUCGACAAGUAUGGGCAGCCAUUGCCAAGUUUCAACGGGAAGGAGAGAGGAGACACCCAGUGCUACAACUCUGAGAGCCAAUAAGACCUGAGCAGCAAGAAGGAACCAGAGAGAGAGAGAGAGAGGCGGAGAGAAAGAAAAGGGAGCCAUGAACACACAGAAAAACUAUGAGGAUAUUGGGAUCCAAAAGGGUCCAAAAUGGCUGGGCCUGGACGUGUUGGCUGGCAUUGAUGAUACUUCGGCCAACAGGAAGGCAGGGCAGGAGGAUGGAAGGCAGGGCAGGAGGAGUGGCUUGAGAAGAGGACUCAUCCAAUCACACUCCUUGUGUCCAACACACACUCUCCAAUGCUAUGUGCUGCUCCUGUAAGCAGUGUGUGGAUGGAUUCUCCAUAGACAGAGGGCAGUACUUCUAAGGACAAAUUAGAUAAUUAAUUCCAUUGCAGAGGCCUAGCCUUGAUGAUUACAGACUUGAUGACAGAGACUUAUAUACAGUAAUUCUGUAUGUUUGAUAUGUUACUGUAUGUAUUUGUGUGUGUGUGUGUGUGUGUGUGUGUGUGUGUGUGUGUGUG
Molecule: messenger RNA, 1460 nt
Organism: Oncorhynchus mykiss (rainbow trout)
Lineage: Eukaryota; Metazoa; Chordata; Actinopteri; Salmoniformes; Salmonidae
Product: insulin-like growth factor-binding protein 3
Biological process (GO): regulation of insulin-like growth factor receptor signaling pathway
Cellular component (GO): extracellular region
Molecular function (GO): insulin-like growth factor I binding; fibronectin binding; insulin-like growth factor II binding
Source: RefSeq, a predicted model, not a curated record